Messenger RNA from Camelina sativa (false flax), 1362 nucleotides. RefSeq lists its product as uncharacterized. The record is from RefSeq and is a predicted model, not a curated record. NCBI's taxonomy places the organism in Eukaryota, Viridiplantae, Streptophyta, Magnoliopsida, Brassicales, Brassicaceae.
CCAUUAUUUUCUCAACCGCAAUUGGUUUUAUCUUCUUCUCUCUCUCUUUCUAUCGUCGAAGGCAAAAAAAAAAAAAAAAAUUAGGGUCCUCUUCUCCGUCUACCCCCGCUUCGAUUCCGAUUUGAUUACGCGCCACAAAGAAGGUUCCGUACGCGUGGAUCUGGAACCGUACCUUAGGUUCGAUUAGUUCUGUCCGAAUUCGAUUACUUCCUGUCUGUUUUCUUGUCCGUUAUUAGAUUCGAUCUGAGAGAGAGAGAGAGAGAAAGAACAAAGAAAAGAAAAAUUAAAGAUGUCGCGUUAUUUCACAACCCCACCGCCUGUGUAUGCGAGGAACUGGGCGAACAGUCAGAACUUGGUCGAAUCGACUAAGAUCGAAAGAGAAAUAGUCUCUCAAAAGGUGCAUCGGAAAGAGAAGAAGGAGAAAACGAAAGAUAAGAAAGAAAAGAAAGUAAAGGAUGAGAAGAAGUCCCUUAAACUAUAUUUCCCUGCGAAGCAAGUCUCGGACGAGUCUGAACAGCUUGAGAAGAAGUCCCUUAAACUAUAUAUCCCAGCCAAGCAAGUCUCGGACGAGUCUGAACAGCUUGAGAAGAGUUGUUUGACGGAAGAACAUGAGCAGCUUCAUCAGAUUGGUUAUUUGUCUGAUGGUAGUCAGAACAGUAAGAAGAGAAGCAGGGAAACUUCUCCUGCUGUUGUUGAGAGUCAAAUUAAAGCUGCGCCUGUAGCUGGUAACCCACUCCGAAUACGUUUUCUUUUGAAGAAACCAAAAGAAGCUGAGGUUGUACCUCAAGAGGAUCGUGUUUGCUCCACUUCAGGGACUGAGAGACUCAUCGAGGUACCAAGUUCUGUCUCUCUUCCAAAGACCUGCGACCAUGAUGUGAAUCUGCUCUCAACCUCACUUGAGAGUGACAAGAUUACAAUUCCUUCUGAAUCAAAGAAGAGAAAGAAACAUAAGAAGAGCAAAGAAUCUCGGUACAAUUCAUUAUUUGAUGGAUGGGUUCCUCCUUGUCUGUCCUUGGAGGAGGAUAAUAGCAACAGCGAUGACUGGCUUUUUGGAACAAGUCGGCAAGCUUCUUCCAAAGCUUCUAUCAAGAGUGAUGAAGACAUGAUCAUGAACUUGCAGACUUCAGAAGAAGAUUGUUCUUUUCCUAGAGCUCGGUUUCUGUCUGAAGUCGGAAUUUUUUCAUUACCAUAUACAGUCCCGUUUUAGUUCCCAAAUUGUUUUGUUGUUUUUUCAGCUGUUAUGACUAGAGCUUAGCCUUAGCCCUUAGCUUGUACAUAACUAAUUGUAACAAUCACAGUGAUCUAUAUAAUACUUCAAGAUCUCUGUAAUUUUGGAACUAAUAAUAGAUUAUAUUUUCGACU